Fraxinus pennsylvanica is the source of this 1359-nucleotide messenger RNA. NCBI's taxonomy places the organism in Eukaryota, Viridiplantae, Streptophyta, Magnoliopsida, Lamiales, Oleaceae. The record is from the annotation of a GenBank genome assembly.
AUGAGUCCACCUACAGUAUAUAAACCAUUCUCUUACAAGUUCUUUUCUCUACUUAUUAUCAUGGAAAUCCUUCAUCCUGUAUCGAGUUCAACUUCCUAUCUUGAUGCGCCGAAAAAAAGUGUUGAUUCUGAAUCAGCAACUCUUUUAAAAUGGAAAGUUAGCCUUCAAAACCAAACCCAGUACCUCCUAAGGACGUGGAGAGUAGAAACCACCCCAUGCCAAUGGGUCGGCAUUCACUGUGAUACUGGUGGAAGGGUUUCCUAUCUAAACCUCUCACAUAGUGGCAUAAGAGGUACACUUGAAGAUCUCAACGUUUCAUUGUUACCAAAUCUACGCAGCCUUGAUCUUUUUAACAAUUCAAUCUACGGGACGAUUCCAUCAAAUAUUGGCAACCUUUCUAAACUUUCUUAUCUCGACUUGUCAGAAAAUCAUCUGUCCGGAACAAUACCUCCAGAAUUAGGCCUUCUAAGAAAUGCCAAGACUUUUUACCUAGACCACAAUAAUAUCAGUGGCUCCAUCCCCCAGGAAAUCUGUUUUCUAAAGCACGUUAUUGAUCUCAGUUUGAGUUCUAACAUUCUGACAGGUACAAUCCCGACUUGUAUUGGGAACAUGAGCAACUUAUCCAGUUUAUUUCUUUACCAGAAUCAAAUCUCUGGAACUAUUCCUUCAUCCAUUACCAACUUAACUAAACUUUCUUGGCUUAACCUCUAUGUUAAUCAAUUAUCUGGUCCCAUCCCUCGAGAGAUUGGAAUGCUAAGCUCUCUUCAAAUUCUCCGCCUCUAUACAAAUAAGCUAUCAGGAACUAUUCCUUCUACUAUAAACAAUUGUACAAAACUUGCUAAUCUGCAUUUAGGUGAUAACCAAUUAUCUGGUCGAAUCCCCUCCGAACUAGGAAGCUUGAAGUUCUUAUCUGAUCUGUUAUUGUUCAUGAACAAUUUCAGUGGCAGCGUUCCUAAAGAGUUCGAUAAUCUAACACAUCUGACAAACUUGUCUUUAAGUGUUAACCAUCUCACUGAAGUCAUCUUGGGAGAACAUCUGGGCGAUUUCAUGUCAUCUAUUUUUACUCCUCCAUCGCAAUUCGCACCCUCGACAUCUACAUCAAGUAUUUCAGCAGUCCAUGACAUAUUUUUGAAGGAUGUCCUCGACCAGAGACUUUUAAGUCCUACAAGGAAUGUGGCUGAAGAAGUUGUGGGCGUUGCCCUGCUAGCAUUAGCGUGCAUCAAUCCCACUCCUCAACUUCGACCAACCAUACAACAAGUUUCUGUGCAACUGUCAAAAGAAAAGGCAGCUUUUAGAAACCUACUUCCUCUUAUUACAAUAGGCCAACUGCUUAAUCAUGAAUUUUCAAGUGCCCAAUAG